Molecule: messenger RNA, 813 nt
Organism: Fusarium mangiferae
Lineage: Eukaryota; Fungi; Ascomycota; Sordariomycetes; Hypocreales; Nectriaceae
Exons: 2
Coding region: 1-813 (270 amino acids)
Source: RefSeq, a predicted model, not a curated record
AUGCAUCCCCCCGAAAUAGCAGAGCACACCGGCGAGCAGCCAUUCGUUGUUCGCUGCCACGGCUAUGAAAUGGAUGGCAAGUGCCAGAACUGCACCCGGAGAGGGGACGACUGUGUCUUUUGGUUCGGGUCUGCGUCCAAUCUGAUCACUGCCAUCCCGGUGUCAGCGUUGUCAGGAUGUGUUCCUCCAGGCACUCAAGUGCUUGGGACAUAUGGGCAGCCACUUACGCCAGACACUAUUUCGGCAUCUUCACCAUCCCAUCCCACUCAUCAGCAUUCUGCCGCACCUCCCCGUCCGGCGAACUGCUACGCAUUUGUCCAGUCACCCACAAAAUCUCUCUCGCCCUACGUCGAUGCGAGAAGUGGCAAUGGUAGCCAACUUGUGGAGAAACGCCGUCGCCUGGGGUCAGAUGAACAAGAUCACGCUUAUAGACCGCCUCCCCAACUAAGUGCAGUGGACGAGAACCGAAGAAGAAGAUCUCCAGCCGAGUAUUUGAACCAUAUCGAAGCAGAUGGGGUAGGUUGCCGUCCGUAUGGAGAUGCGCGACAGAUCCCACAAAGCCCAGCAAGUGGCUGUCUGCCGCAGGUGGCGACCGCAACAACCAAUAGUUAUGCAGUUCCUGCAUACAAUGGUCGUUCUUCGACAGGCUACAUUGGGUCAAGUGGUGCAUCUACCCUUGCAAGACAGGAAUGGCAGCCCCAAGGAGGAGAUACUUUGCUCAUGUGCCCGAAACAUGUAGCAAACAAGAGCGAUAUUGACAAGACUAUGAUUGGCAGGCUCGACCGACCUGCGUUUGGUCAAUUCGACCGAUGA